This is a messenger RNA of Strongylocentrotus purpuratus (purple sea urchin), 1426 nucleotides long. Its product is annotated as ileal sodium/bile acid cotransporter. The record is from RefSeq and is a predicted model, not a curated record. The transcript has 6 exons. NCBI's taxonomy places the organism in Eukaryota, Metazoa, Echinodermata, Echinoidea, Camarodonta, Strongylocentrotidae. The coding region runs from base 231 to 1400 and encodes 389 amino acids. Gene Ontology annotation, cellular component: membrane. Gene Ontology annotation, biological process: bile acid and bile salt transport. Gene Ontology annotation, molecular function: bile acid:sodium symporter activity.
CUAUUUACAACCCAGCAGACACCCUUUUAUCAAUGACUAGAAUUAACACGGGAAUCGUGAUUGCUGAGGGUUUUCGAGAUUAAUCCAGGCCUUGCGAACUGGCAGAAGAGGUUGCAUUGCUUUUCAAACCGAAUAAAAGUUUCUAGAAUAGAUCGAGUUUAAACACACCAGAGAAGGGCAGUGUGUGUAACAGUAUCCCGUCACAUCCACCAAAGAAAGCGACAACGACGAUGACGACGACGACGGAAGCAAUUGUGUCUAAGGCCAUGGAAGUAGCAACGGAAGUGCUAGCAACUAUUUCCGGGUCAAACUCGACCGGAAGUGACUGUGAUCACCAUGGAGACGGAGACGUUGGAACAGGAGGAGGGGGUCACAAGAAUAUUGAAGAGUUGAAGCUUGCCAAUCAGUGUGUGCUGGGAGUUACCCUGGGACUUACAAUGGUUGCCAUGGGAGCAGCCAUUGACUUGAGAGAUUUCAAGAUAGUGAUUCGUCGGCCGAUUGGUGUAUUGGUUGGAUUGAUCUGUCAGGUAGUUCUGAUGCCUUUGAUUGGAUUCAUAAUGGCUCUUGUCCUCAAGUUUGAAGCACCAUAUGCCCUGGGAGCACUCAUUGUGGCUUCAUGCCCAGGCGGUACUACCUCCAAUCUAUACACCUUCUGGUCAGAUGGGGAUAUUUGCUUGAGUGUGAUCAUGACGACGAUCUCGACCAUCGUCGCCAUGGGAUCGAUGCCGCUCAACCUCUACAUCUACAGCCGACGAUGGGUCAGUGGUGCGACCGUCAUCCCUUACAAGAACAUCAUCAUCACUCUGAUCACCAUCAUCGGACCCGUUGCUCUUGGUAUGCUGCUAAGAUGGAAAUCGAAGAAGUGGGCCACCAAGAUCGGCAAGCCUUUCGGUUCUAUCGGGAUGCUUGGUAUCAUUGUGAGUAUCUUCAUCACCAGUUACAUCAACCCUAAGAUCUGGACCUCUUCUUGGAAGAUCUACGUAGCCAGCAUAGCUCACAUGUGGAUCGGCUGGGGACUGGGAUACGUCAUCGCACGUCUUUUCCGCCAGCCUCACCGCCAGUGUCGGACCAUCGCCUUCGAGACGGGCGCGCAGCAUGUCGGCCUCGCUCUCACUCUCAUCGCGUUCUCGUACAAGAAUGAUAUCCAGUUGUUCCUUCAGAUCAUCAUCUACCCGAUGCUCUUUGGACCCUUCAGCAUAAUCAGCUUCAGUGCGUGGGUUGGGCUAUACAAAAUCUACAGACACUACCGACCAGAGGAAACGAAUAAAACGGAGGUGGCUGAAGGAGGAGGAAAGGAAGAAGUAUUGGAAGAGAGAAAAGAAAGAUUGAAUGCCAAAGAGAUGACGAACGGAGGAGACAUCGAGAAGGGGGAGAAGAAAGAAAACAUCAAAGCACCAUGAAUCCGCAGGGUGUAAAACCCCAGUCA